AUGCCUUGUUUGUCGUGCAAAGGCCUUCUUCUGCGGCUAGUACGUCGACGCUUUCUGGCCUCUGACACAAAAUUGCACACUCCUCUGGACAGAUGCCUGUCGCUAUGGCACCUCAUCCUGUCGGGAAUCAGUUACAUGAUUGGAGCAGGUCUCUAUGUGCUGACGGGAACUUUGAUCCGAGAUCAUGCCGGACCGGCCACUUGUAUCUCCUUCCUGUUGGCUUCCAUUUCAGCCGUGUUCACGGCCAUGUGCUAUGCUGAGUUCUCCACUCUGGUCCCUCGUUCGGGCUCCUCCUAUUCCUACACCUACCUCAUGCUCGGUGAGCUGACAGCCUUCAUGAUCGGUUGGACGAUGAUCUCCGACCUACUCUUCUCCAUUGCGGCCAUCUCGAAGGCACUCAGCGGCACCAUCAACUGGAUGACGAGCGGUGCCAUCGCCACUUGGCAGAAUCAGACGCUCCCACAUCUGGCCAAGUCGACGAUGCUUGCGCCAACGCCCGAUCUGGUGGCGGCCGGCUUCCUCCUCAUCCUCUUCAUCAUCACCGCCUCGGGCACGCAUCGCUCCAUGACCUUCGGGGCCGUCGUCUCGGUGAUCCAGUUGAUCGCGCUGACGGUGAUGGCGAUCGCCUGUUUUGUCAUCGGCUCCGUCAAGAAUUGGACCGACUUUGGCGGUUUUAUGCCAUUCGGCCUGGCCGGGGUGUUGAACGGGUCUGGAAUCGCCGUGUUCGCUUUCUCCGGCUUCGAGGCCGUCUCGAACGCGAGUGAAGAGGCGAAGAACCCCCGACGUGAUCUGCCCAUCGCGAUGUUCGUCUCACUCGCCGUCGUCACUUUCAUCUACCUCUUCUCCUCCCUUGGACUCUCCUUCCUCGUGCCCAAAGAUAUGAUCGACUAUAGCUCACCCUUUCCGGCCGGCUUCGAGUUGGCCGGGCAGACCGGCAUGAUGUGGUUUGCCGCCGUGGCCACCCUCCUGGCAACUGGUGCCACCAAGGUCGUCUCCAUGUUCGUGAUUCCGCGCAUGUUCUACUCCAUGGCUUCUGAUGGUCUCAUCUUUAAGUGCCUCAGUCUGCUGGAACCGCGGACAAGAGUGCCACUGCUCGGCCUCGUAGUCGGCACUCUUAUCUCCAUCCUUCUGGCGCUCUUCUUCAACGUGGAGACUCUGGCCGAUUUCACGUCGAUCGGCAUCCUCUUCUGCUACUUCAUCAUAGGAGUAGAUCUGCUGGUUCUGCGCUACAUUUUCGUCGACAAGCAACAUCUGCUGACCGCCUCCUCGGGCCCUGGCUCGUAUGGAAGUGAGCUCGAGCUGGAUUUGCAUAAAAGCGAAAAAGCCAAGCUGCUUGACGACAGCACAUCCCGAUUGGGGCUUCUUCCAAUUCGAACGUUUGCAAAGCCCCUCGUCCAGCUGCUGCCGUCCCUCGAGACCAACUUCGGUUUCAAGUUCAUCCUAACUGCUUUUAGUCUGGCCCUACUCAUCUUCUCCAUCGGCUUGAAUUACGCGCUCAAGCACUUUGUCGUCUGGUCCUAUUGCCUGACGGCCAUCUUUGGCGCCAUCAUGCUGGUCGCAUUUCUUCUGCUCUGCAUUUACAAGCCGAAAGUAUAUCCCAAUUGUUAUGAGGUAUGUAGAGAAUUGUUGAGCUUACUUCCAUUUUGA
Protopolystoma xenopodis is the source of this 1647-nucleotide messenger RNA. NCBI's taxonomy places the organism in Eukaryota, Metazoa, Platyhelminthes, Monogenea, Polystomatidea, Polystomatidae. The record is from the annotation of a GenBank genome assembly.